Messenger RNA from Alternaria alternata, 852 nucleotides. RefSeq lists its product as hypothetical. The record is from RefSeq and is a predicted model, not a curated record. The annotation marks the transcript as partial. The transcript is spliced from 5 exons. NCBI's taxonomy places the organism in Eukaryota, Fungi, Ascomycota, Dothideomycetes, Pleosporales, Pleosporaceae.
CCUCAGCUACCCCCACAAGUGGUCGCCGCAUUAGAACAGGAUAAUCUCGGGCCUAAGACUCUUGCACUUGUGUAUUCGUUCACCUUCCUAGCCCUCAUAAGUGUGGCACUGCGCUUCUUUUCGCGGAUCAAGCUCACUAAAAUCGUCGGUUGGGAGGACUACUUCAUUGCUAUAUCAAUGGUCUUUAGCAUCCUCGCGGGUGUCUGUCAAAUCAAGCAGGUGCAGGCAGGCGCUGGCAAGCACACAGUGCUCGUCCCUUUACCUAAAAUCAUCGAAAGCUUGAAAUAUCUCUACUUUAGCAUCCUCGCCUACGCAGCAGGAUCCCUCUUCACCAAAGUGUCGAUCUGUCAGCAAUACAAGCGUAUUUUCGGUGUCGCGGACAGCAAGCUUCCCAUCUACAUUGUCAUGGCCCUUUGCGUUGGAGCGGCUACUUCAGCAUUCUUCACCUUUGCAUUCUCUUGCAUACCAGUUGAGGCGUUCUGGGAUCUGACGCUAAAGCCGACGUCAAGAUGCAUCAAUGAUAACGCAGCUCGCUUCGCCCACAGCUUCUUGAAUAUGAUCACCGAUUUGAUGGUCGCCAUGCUCCCCGUUCCAGCAAUCUGGCGUCUCCAACUCGUGCGCCGCCAGAAAAUCGCACUCGUAUGCCUCCUUUGUGUAGGCUGGAUUGUGUGCAUCAUCUCCGCCUUGCGCAUCCAAUCGCUCUUCGUCUUCUUCCGCCAUCCCAAAGAUCCCCUCUACUACGCCGCCCCACCUAUCUAUUGGGCCAGCAUCGAACAGAACCUCUCCAUCGUCUGCGCAUGCGUACCGGCUAUGAAGCCGCUCGUCGUACGACUCGUGCCCGCGUUUACAUCU